Eremothecium cymbalariae DBVPG#7215 is the source of this 1482-nucleotide messenger RNA. RefSeq names its product Ait1p (gene AIT1). Lineage: Eukaryota; Fungi; Ascomycota; Saccharomycetes; Saccharomycetales; Saccharomycetaceae. The transcript has a single exon. The coding region runs from base 1 to 1482 and encodes 493 amino acids. The record is from RefSeq and is a predicted model, not a curated record.
AUGACUCGGAUAAAUUACUGGGCUUCAUAUUAUAUGCCAUUGAUACUUUCUUCGAAGCCGCAUGCUAGCGUGAUUACGACCUUGAAUUUGUUUGCAGUAAUAAUAAUCGCAUAUUUAGGCUCGCAGCUUUUCUUUGCACAGUAUAAUGACCCAUCGAUGUUCAGGCCCAAUUCGCAGGACUACUUUCGCACAUCGCUGUUGGGAUUUUUAUCACCAAUACUAUUAUGCUUCUUUAAGACGUUCAUUCUGAAUUUGACUUCUACGUCGAGUUUUUCAUUUUUGAAUAUGCUGGUUGACUAUCCUUUCAGCGAUUGGUUUAUGCUUUUGAUUGUGGUUUCUUUGGCGUACCCUCAGCAGGAAGUGCAUGAGGAACUUGGUGGUGACCAUGACAAUGAUCUGGUGUGGCAUAUUAUUCCAAAGCAAAGUUACAUCUUUGGUCUUUCUUGGGCUUUGAGUGAGAUUGCGCUUACUAUUUUAUUGGCUGUAAGUUUAUUUGAAGAAACAACUGAUAGCGAGUAUAAUGCGACAAAGGCAUACGAGAGUAAAUAUUUGCUUGAUUGUUUGCAAAAGGAAGAGCUUGCGUCGAUGAGAAAGACUAUUUCUCUGUCCAAGUGUGUGGAUGUUAGGCGCCAAUCAUCAAAAAUCUCCGACAAUAUAUACCAGGCAAAUAUAAAUCGUACCUCUGGAAUUACGGAACUUGGCUAUGGUACCUUCCCCCAUGGUGUCAAUGCGGAUGAUCAAGACGAGGAAGAGGAUGUUGUUGUUGUUGCAUUUUCUACGGAUAGCAUGAAUUUCCUCAAGGACCUCGAAGGAUGUAAUCGCAUGCGGAUCAACGAUCCUAAUUUUAAAACUAUGUAUAAUCCGCUUGGCAACGCUUCUGAUACUAUGUUUUUCAGUAAAAUACAUUCCUGGAAGUUCUUUUGGCAGAAAGUACUCAUAGCGGAUGUGAUUAUUUUGUGUCACUUACUUGAUACUAUAGGACAAGCGUUGAUUAGCUCCAUAUAUUUCAUCUACGUCCCUGGGCAUGACAAGCUCUUCACGAAACCUGUUAUUUAUUUCGGAGAAAGGCGCUUUCUCCUCUUCCUUCUAGUGGUAGUUGGCCCGUUGUCAACAGCUAAUUUCUUAUACCACUCUUUCCUAUUCUUUUGGAAGGAUGAGCCGAUGGAAGAGCCCCAUGAGAGCUCACUAUCAAGACGUGAAUCACAUAUGAAAUCCACGCUGUCUUCCCCUAACCCGACAAAUCUUUACAUGGUCUCCUCAGACCCAGAUACGUUUCUUGUGGUGGAUUCAACUUACACUCAAAAUUCACUCAAUGAAACCGAUGAAGUUAACAGGAUUUUGGCCCUAUCCAGGAAUAUAAUCCACCGCUGGAGGCUUUUGGCAUCUAACCGUUGGUUCCUUGUCAGUGGAACAGCCUUAUGGUCCACUCUUAUUUUCCUAACGGGAGUAUUGACAACCAACAAGCAAUUGAUUAUGUCGUAA